AUGUUAACGGCUCGCGGAUUCUCUGCAUGGAUCACUUGUGAGGGACAGGAGCUGAUUGAGUUCGAGACCGUCGUGGAUGAGGGUUCGCAUAAAGUCUCAUGCUGGAUUGGGUGCGAGGUGGGCAAAGCGUUCACUGUUCACUGGAGGGACAAUGGCACUGGUAUCGACUCUGCCGGCUACAUCUCGCUUGACGGCUUUCUUUGCUCCGGUCGCUUCUUGUAUGGAUAUGGAGACGCAUCUCGUGGUACGCUGCGGGUUGACAAACAUGUUGAACGUCCCUUCAUGUUUGCCAGGAUCGAAUCCAGUAAGCUGCAAGGCCCUCCGGCCAACAUGAAGCUGUCUGAUAAGAUUAUCACAGUACGGAGCUCCUCCCCCAAAUUAGAACAAACUGGGGAGAGCGAUGAUGCUAGCUUGGACAUCAAGGAUCUUGGCACCAUCGCUUUGAAGAUCAAACAGAUCAAACGGACUACUCCCUCCCAUUCACCAAACAGCCCUCAGACACCUCCCAACCCCGUUCGCACUAUUUCCUCAUCAACAAACCACAGCUUUGGGGCGAACAUCGCCGCAUCCCUCCAACACUCACAAACCUGGUCUUUCGAACCACAUGACAAGUCGGACCCGCACGCCUUCAUCACUUUCGUCUUUCGCUACCGCACUCGCAACUUUCUGUUAGACCAGAGUAUUAUCCUGCACACCCCGCUCUCUUCGCCAAUAUCAUCUGCCUCACCAUCCUUGGCGUCGACACCAAGAAGCCCCUUCUCGCCACAAUCGGCGCGCCUGGGGAGCACCAGCCCCGCGGUCGCGCCCGGCCAGUUUGAUGGGCCCUCUCGCUCGCAGCUGCAGAGCCUGCCAACGUAUCAGAACACAACGUCGUCACGUCUGAAGUUUCUGUACUCUGACUUCUCUAGCCAGAGGCAGUCGAACCCGAGCUCGUUCACGUCAAAUGUGGAAUGGUGGAGGAGGACACUCGAAGCGUUCGUGCUGAACGGAUGGCAAAGUCGUUCGGGCACGGAGUCGAACACGCCAGAUAGGCUGGUGCUGCAUGCCACAGGUCCUGUGCUUACUGAGGAGUUCAGGCUCGAGGGUGCGGGCAGGCCGUUGGGCUUGGCCGCGGUGAUUGUGAGUGCCAGCGUCAUUUAUGCUAUCAACAUGAAGACGGAACUCUGCCAACAGAAAUCCUACUUUCCGGUCACGCAGUUCUUGAGUGCGACACAGUCGAUAUAUGACCCCGGCUGGCUGCCGUAUCGAAUAGCCUCCUUUGUCGUGGGCAAGCCGCUCUGGUGGGCACUGCAACAGCUCAGUAUCGUCGGCUCGGACGAGAGCUAUGGUUCAUCUGGCGACAGCGAACGCUGGAAGAAGGUCAAGGGCGACUACGUCGUCCUCAGUCUCCUCGAACGUGCGGCCGAGGCAGUGCUAGCGAAGCAGGAGUCCAAAAGUAGUGUGAGUCUCGCUGAUUCAUUAUAUAACUUCGAGGGUUUCAAGAAGGCCUACGCGGACGAGGCUCUUGAAGGCGUUGCUCUUUCGGACUUGGACUUGAAGGUCCUUCUAAAGUACGUCGAGCGGGAUAAGAAGGCGAUUGUCAGACAAGGCGAUGCCAUCAAGUUCGUCCAGGGUGCCGAUCAUGCUGAAAUCACUACCGUAGACAUUGGCGUGCUUGAGCUUAAGACCGCCAUCGAUAAUCUCGAGGUCGCAGUGGACCACAUCCAAAAACAAAUAGACCAGCGCACCGAGAAAGCCUCCACCGCCCUGCGCCAGAAGCGAAAAGAAGCCGCGCUCAGCCAUCUGCGAGCACGCAAGCAGUACGAAGACCUGCUCAAGAAGCGCCUGAACUCGCUCGACACGUUGCAUGCGACGCUCGUCAGCGUCGAGCGCGCGGCAGGCGACGUCGAGAUUCUGCGCUCGUACGAGUCCUCGACGGCGGCGCUCCAUGCAGUCCUCGCGCACCCAUCGCUCCAGCGCACCAGGAUCGACGAGACGAUGGACGCGAUGGACUUGGCGCAGGCGGACGCGCGAGAGAUCGACGACAGGAUCCGCAUGGGCGCAGACAUGGUGCAGACGGAUGCGGGCGUGGAUGACGCGGAGCUGGCGGACGAGCUGGACGCGUUAGUCAAAGAGGUCGAGGACGAGAAGGCCGCCGCGCAACACGCUGAAGUCGAAGAGAAGCUGAAGGAAAUGACUCCUCAAGAGACGGACGAGCAAAAUAAGGUGUCUGAGCGUGCCUAG
Phanerochaete carnosa HHB-10118-sp is the source of this 2223-nucleotide messenger RNA. RefSeq lists its product as uncharacterized. The coding region runs from base 1 to 2223 and encodes 740 amino acids. The transcript has 9 exons. The record is from RefSeq and is a predicted model, not a curated record. Gene Ontology annotation, cellular component: multivesicular body; ESCRT III complex. Lineage: Eukaryota; Fungi; Basidiomycota; Agaricomycetes; Polyporales; Phanerochaetaceae. Gene Ontology annotation, biological process: vesicle budding from membrane; late endosome to vacuole transport via multivesicular body sorting pathway.